Molecule: messenger RNA, 642 nt
Organism: Quercus robur (English oak)
Lineage: Eukaryota; Viridiplantae; Streptophyta; Magnoliopsida; Fagales; Fagaceae
Product: probable xyloglucan endotransglucosylase/hydrolase protein 27
Exons: 1
Coding region: 1-642 (213 amino acids)
Biological process (GO): carbohydrate metabolic process
Molecular function (GO): hydrolase activity, hydrolyzing O-glycosyl compounds
Source: RefSeq, a predicted model, not a curated record
AUGGCUGAUCCAGCUCUUCAUCCAGAAACCCAACCCCUGAAACAAAUCGCCAUAGACUACACCCCAGAAGCUUGCACACAUUGCCCCAACUCCAACACCAUCACCCUCACCUUCGACCACCGCGGUGGCGCCAGGUGGCGCACCACCACUCGCUUCCUCUACGGCACCUUCAGCGCCCUCAUUCAGUGUCCUACAGGGAACACCGAUGGCCUCAACUUCAACCUCUACCUCUCCUCCUUAGAGGGUGACAAGUCACAGGACGAGAUCGACUUCGAGUUCUUAGGCAAAGACAAGACCAUUGUCCAAACUAACUAUUACACCACUGGCACUGGCAACAGAGAGAGCAUUCACCAACUGGGUUUUGAUUGCUCUGAUGGGUUCCAUGAGUAUGUCAUCAAGUGGGGUCCUGGUGAGAUCGUGUGGCUGAUUGAUGGGAAGGUUGUGAGGAAGGUGGAGAGGAAAGAGGGUGAGGAUUUUCCUGAGAAGCCUAUGUUUUUGUAUUCUUCGGUUUGGGAUGCUAGCUAUAUUGAUGAGGGAAGGUGGACUGGGAAGUAUGUGGGUUGUGAUGCACCUUAUGUUUGUGUUUAUAAGGAUAUUCAUGUGCCAACAGGGACUGCUUUGGAGUGUUCUUGUGAUUCCUGA